Messenger RNA from Triplophysa rosa, 1965 nucleotides. RefSeq names its product ankyrin repeat and SOCS box containing 6 (gene asb6). Gene Ontology annotation, molecular function: protein binding. Gene Ontology annotation, biological process: protein ubiquitination. The record is from RefSeq and is a predicted model, not a curated record. NCBI's taxonomy places the organism in Eukaryota, Metazoa, Chordata, Actinopteri, Cypriniformes, Nemacheilidae. Gene Ontology annotation, cellular component: BRCA1-BARD1 complex. The transcript has 7 exons. The coding region runs from base 111 to 1403 and encodes 430 amino acids.
UGCUUCCGGUUCUACAGUGGGUAAGUUAAAUGCAUAACAUGCGAUAUUUCUGAGGUGUGGUCCAUCUGAUAAACUAGCGUGAAGAGACAGUGGGUCAGCGGGGGGGAAACAUGCCAUUUUUACACGGCUUCAGGAGGAUCGUGUAUGAGUAUCAGCCUCUGGUGGACGCUGUGAUGUCUGUGCAUUCACGGAGCAGGCAAGGUGAUGAUGAAAGCAUCUGUCGGGAUCUUGCGGAGCUUCUAGAUAAAGAGUCUCAGUCUCCGGUCUUCAUGGAGGGAAUCAGUUGCUCUCUGUUUAAAGUGGCUGAACUUGGGUUGGUCAGUGCAGCAGAAGUGCUCUUGCGUUAUGGUGCUGACCUUAACUUCGAGGACCCUGUAUCAUACUACAACCCUUUGCACAUUGCAGUGAUGAGGAACAAACCGGACAUGGUUCAGAUGUUGCUGGGUCACGGGGCUGAAAUUGACAAGAGGGACAGGAUUCAUGAAAGCAGUCCUCUUGACUUGGCCGGUGAGGAGGCAGACAGGCUGCCAUGUUUGCGUGUUCUUCUGGACCUGGGGGCUGACGUAAAUGCAAAAGACAAGAAUGGAAAAACCGCGCUGCUCCAUGCUCUGGCCAUCAGCGAUGGACUCACGGUCAACAACACAGACAAUAUACAGCUGCUUCUAGAAAGAGGUGCAGAUGUGAAUGCCGCUACGCACGAUGGCGAGUCCUCCAUGUCCUCGCUGACCUUCCUGGUAAAGGAAGCUCUAGACAGCAGUCCGGAGGAUGGCAAGGAGAUCAGGCACUUCUGUACCCAUGUGGCACAUCUCCUUCUUAGCCACGGUGCCGACCCCAGCUGCUGUUUGAACGCUGCUGAUGGAGAAGUGUGGGAACCCUCCCUAACCUACACCAGCCUGGAGAACUUUGACCUGUUUUUUCCCCUGGCUGCCCUUCUGCUCCAGCACGGGGCUUCUUUCUUCUGCUCUCACCACAGCGCCUCCUACUGGACGGGUCAGCGACUGAUAUUCACUCGUCUGGCUGAGGUACUGCGUGAGUCUUCAGACGAUGUUGACGUGGCUGAUCUCUUUGCUAAAGCUGAAGCGCUGUUGGAUCUGGCCAGGGUCUGCUCACCGGUCUUACCUCCUCUAUUCCCUCAAUCCGAAGUCCCUGUGCUGGAACAGGUCUCCGCCCAUCAGUCGCUCCUGGAGCUCUACAGCAAACUGAAGGACCAGGAGAGCCAGCCGCUGCCACUGAGGUGCCUCUGUAGAAGACUUAUCCAUCACUGUCUGCGACCCUGGCCCUUUGAAGAGAAGGUGAAAGCCCUUCCACUGCCAGACAGACUGAAGGUGCUAUUGCUCCCAGAGCACAGCUGGACAGACACACCUGGCUGGGACGCCUUCAAAUCCCACAAUUCACAGCGCUGAGAAGUGAUCAAACAAGGACUGUUUCUCUGGUUGAUAAUAUUGAUUAAUUAUGAGCUGGAUUAUUAACAAACCGCUCAAAGAUUACAGGAGCUCAGUACCUGCCUACUAGUCUCAACGACACAAAAUUCACUUGCUCUGUGUACCAGACCCAAACUAACAUGUGUCGGACGCGGCUUGUUCUAAUCCGACUGUCGCGCCGCAUCCAAUUUGGACAAUAUUUGAAAUUAUAAUGGGUUCUAUUGUCUUUUGUUCGGUGUAGACACGGUGUAACACUGACUAACUAGAUAAAAAAUGAUCUUGGUGAUGAUAAGUAGUGUUCUCUGUGCCAAAAUGUUCUUUUUUUUAGUUUUGUGGUUUCUUGAAUACUUUCUGUAUGAAAAGCUAUUGUGUGUUUACAAUUGAAUCUUCAUUGUGUACCACUGCCACAUGUGUGGACUGAUUUGGCAGUUGCUUUAAGUCUUUAAUUUCGAGUUUACAUUAUCAGUGAAUCAUGUCAUGUCCUAAAUUGUGCCUUAAGAAGACCAGCGUUGUAGGGGUAAAAAUGAAGAAAUCUUUGAUUCUC